Messenger RNA from Megalopta genalis, 5100 nucleotides. Lineage: Eukaryota; Metazoa; Arthropoda; Insecta; Hymenoptera; Halictidae. The record is from RefSeq and is a predicted model, not a curated record.
AUCAUACGUACCAUCGCAGAACUUCGCGAUACGAGAUUCGAAAUUCGUUAGAGCGAGGUCCCUUUUAUUUUUGGAGUCCGGUUUGGUUUGAAAGUUUCUUCUUCGCAGGCAGCUGCAGUCGCUAGAAGCAACGCGAAAGACUUCGAAACGCAGGACAGAGUUCCUAAUCAGCUGGAAACAUGGCAACCCCCGUUCGAAUCCCGUAACGAUUAUAAUACAUUUAUUUGUGCAGCUCCGUAUUUGCCUAGCAAAACCAACGAGAAGAAAAUCGGAUCGAACAGAAUUUAAAACGUUAAACCAAAAAACAAAGGAGAAUCCUGAUUUGACUGAUAAACAUGAGAGAGAGAGAGAGAGAGAGAGAGAGAGAGAGAGAGAGAGAGAAAGAGAGAUAUAGCAGCGUGUAAAUAUGUGCAUAUUGUAACAUAGACGUAAGUCGUAUUUUAUACAACGUACCUUCGUGCCCAUGGAGUUCAUUUUCGCGGCCGGCUCCACCCCAUGGGAGCAGCCUAUGCGAGAUAUGCGACUUUUCAGCAUUUAGCUUUUUAACGGUGUCAAGUUCGAUUUGUUGUUAAGCGCGUGAGACUCGCCUGUACCAAAAAUUACAGAGAAAAGCAGAGGGAAAAGAGUAAUAAACGACGAGGAAAGAGGAAAUAGAAGAACACGCAACAGACCAAAAAACAGAACGGGAGAAAGAGAGCACAAGAGAAAGAAUAGAAAAGGUUUUAUUGAACGGUUGCAACGUGUUCGUGUGCAUUUGCCGAUUCGAGGCACAGCGAUCUCUCUCGCGAUCCACGUUCACCUGUAUACGAUUGUUCGCUUUUUCAUUUACACAGUUCCUAUGUACAGACGCGCCUGGAUAUGCGUUGGAAUUUUUCUGAGUAUAGCCGAGCAACCUCGGGUUCAAUAAAGCUUUUCAACAAUGUUCAAGCGUGUUCGCCGCCGCGUGUCAUUUGUAAAAUCGCUCUCAGCGCGCUUCUUGUUCCGCUGUAAAAGACAAUCAAGACGUUCCGUGCAGCACGCCACGUGUACGAAAUAAUGAAACGAAACGAAAGAAAACGAGACGGUAUCGUCACUUUUUCGAGCAGAACCUUGGCCUGUUUUCUUUUUCAAAUUGAUUGCGAUCGAUUGACCUCCUCUUGACCCCGGAAAAAUUCGUGCAGCGAUCAGGAACGCGCGGCUUUCUAUUGUUCGCGAGAACGUUUAACGAGCAUCAUCUUAUUCGAGGGAACAGGUCAACGAAACCGUGAAACGAAUCGACAAAAUUUGUUUGUUGCCCUUCGUCAACUUUGCAGCCUGCUACAGCCAACAGACAGCAUCAUUCCAUUAUGCAAUUAUGUUCGGUACCAAAGACGAACCGCGUUUCGCGCGUUCGAAAGGCCAAGAUGUAGACUACUUAAACCUUAAACGUUGUGUUAAUACUUGUACAAUUUCCAGUCUAUGGUAACGUUACAAUAAAUUCUUUAUUCCAUGCAUGCGAUCGUCUGAAUCAUUGUAGCUGAUAAUCAUUGGAAGGUAGGUGUGUACGCGCGGCAGAUGCAGGAUGCAGCGUGUUCACCAUGGAAAUGCAUACCAACGAGCGAGAUUUAAAUAACGCAACGAAGAUGCUAAUCUUUUUUUGUAGAAACCUAUGGUACUAUUUAUUUAAUAUAUUUUGUACGUAUUGGAUGCAUUGCAAUGUCGUUCUCCCUGUGAACAGUACUAUAAGAUCGUUUGGACAACGAUGAAAAAGAAGUUAUAUUUAUUUAUAACAGUGCUAUAAUACGUACAGUAGUUCACAACCGACGAUUGAAUAACCUAUUUUAAGAAGCUGCGAUUACGCAUCGGUUGAAUAGAAAAUCUAAUCGUAAAUCGCAACUCAUAAUCAAAUAUUUAAAAUGUAACUGCUAGUCAUUAAUCGUGCUAAAACUUUGCCCGACUCGCUUGUACAAUAAGUUUCUUGUUUGAUGAGAAUUACAUGUAUGUAUGUAUGCAUAUAUCGAUUGAAAAACGAACUUAUCCCCCCCUUUGUAUUAAGAACUUAAUUGGAAUGAAAAAAAGAAGAAUAUAAAUAUCGAGAAGCUAAUCGAAGAGUUCGCAAAGUGGGAGAAACCUUCCCUUACCACAUUUUCCCGCCAAUAGGAUCGGUUCGCUAGACCGUUGGAACCCCUACGGAGAGACCGUCGAUGUUUCGCGAUGUACACAGUAUGCGUCGCGACGAUGGAUUUCAAUUUACGAUUAACGUAAAUUUACGAGCACGGUAUAAACAGAUUUCCGUUUUCGUGCUGCGAAAAUGGCACAAACGAUAUUGCCGAAACUUGCCUCGAAACCAAUAAUUACGUCAGCCAUGUGCCCCACCGAUUUUUCAACGACAACCCCCUUGUCCGACGUAUUAAACUCGGAGCCAGUGAAAAGACUAUUGAACCAACCAAAUAUCAUUGUUAGAGCCAUUCCUCUUAAUAUACAAACAACUCCAAAUUCCUACAACAAUGUUACCAAUAAGGUGAAAAUGACUCAUAUAAAUGUAAAGGAAUCAAAGACCAAAUUAAAUACAACGAUUCUACCUGAGAAUAUUAAAGAAAAAAAUGCAGACGAUGAAAAUCUUUUACCUUCUAAGAUAAAUGGGAAAUCAGAGAUUAUGCUAGUGCCUAUAAAAUCAGAGAGAAAACCUUGUGGACAUUAUGAACCAUGUGAGAACAUAGUAUGCGACGUGGCAGUGCAACAAUACAUGGAUAGAGAUGGAUCAUCGCCUUUGUUAGCAACUAAUAUAGAAGAGGAUGAGAUAAAUGCACCAGUCACGAAACACUGUAAAAAUGAAAAAUGUGAUGCACUGAGCAUCGAUCAUGAUCGUUGCCGUAGAGCUGUAGUAAGACUAUAUAGAUGCAAUCGGUCAAAAGCCUGCGACAUUUGUGGCACCGAGUUGCAGACGCGAAGAUGUCGCAUACACCACAAAAACUGUACAAGAACGAACGAAUACAGGCAUAACGAAUCAAAUAGGGCUGAAAUACUGAAAGUACGAAUGCGGGAGAGAGAGAUUCAGAUGAUAGAGGCUUCCAAACUAAGCAGAAAGGACUAUACAGACCCUGUCGCGGCAUUGGAAACUUUGAAAAGGAAUGAAGAGAUAAUCAUUAUCCCGAAAUCAGUUCCUGUUCGGCAACCAACUACCAGUACAGUACCCGUGACUGCUCCUCAGCAUAGCCCGCACAUAAACAAUGUAAAUAACAUUUUUGGAAAACUUUUACCCAACAUACCAUUCGUAUUGCCACAGCAAAGUCUAGUUGUUGGUAAAUCGCAGUGUUCUAACGAAAAUGGCAUAACAGCCGCGAUGCAAGUAGCUAUGCCCGAUGCUACGAAUCAACCGUUUAUACCAUCGACCAAUUCUGUUCCUUUAGCUCGUAAUCAAUAUGUUACGUUUGCAACGCAGCACAGCUCGCAACCGUUAACGUUGAACGACAUACUGUUUACGCAAUCUCACGUUAUGAGUACACCGAUUCAAUCAAAACCGGUGCUCACACCAAUCCGCGUCGUGCCUAUAACUAAUUUGAUAACGCAGCCGUCGUUGUUGCAUCAGAAACAAGGUAUACCCAGGUACUGUAUCAUGGCGGAUUCUCCUAUACCCAUACCACUGACCAUAGGAAAUUCGCAGUCCUCGAAAUCAGUGGCAGUAUCGUUGACUGUAACGAAUCAACAACCUGUUCAGCAAACGACGGCCCCCUUGACUAUAACUAAUUCAUUACCCAUUCCGUCGUUGAUACCAAUAACCACAGCGAAGCCACAGCCUACUCAACAACCAAUUGCACCAUUGACAGUACCAAAACCGACUCUAGUUCCGCGGGCAAUAACAAAAAUUGAGAUUCCAAACGAGUCUAAUAUAUCAUUUAAGAAAAGGAAACCAAUAUCGAAAAAGAAACGCAAACAUAAAAAGAAAGAGUUCAAAUGUAAGUAUUGUCUUAAGCGUUUUAGCACGGAUUGGUACUUCAAGUUGCACGUUGCCAUGCACACUGGCGAGUCACGAUAUUCUUGUAAGGUGUGCAAAGAGUCUUUUGCUAAUAACAUCGAGCUGAGGAAUCAUAUGGUACUCAAUCACAAAAAAAACAAAUUACCCGAAGUUCAGGCUCUUAUAAAAAAGAAACGGAGUCUACAGCAGACCUUCCAAUGCUUGGACUGUCCCACGAAUUGUCCUACCAUGAGAGAUUUGAAAUAUCAUAGACAACUGAAGCAUGGCAGAGUAGCGUGUGCCUUGUGUCACGCUGAGGUGAUGCAGGAGGAAUUAGUCAAGCACUUUGCGUCAGUGCACAAUCGAACAGGAAAAAUUUUAGAUAGAAUGGACGCUGCCAUGGAAAAUGGUGAUGUGUCCGACGAGGAUUUCGACACAAAGGAUUUUGUGAAAAUUGAUACGAAUAGCUUACCAGUAAAAACAAAGAUCGAAAACGACAGUAAAACGAAUGGACACAAUUCUAAUUAUGAUGAGAUUACUGUUGAAAAUAUCAAAAUAGAAUUGGACGACUUUAAUGAAACGUAAAACAUUCCAAUUGUAAUCGCUCAUUGAAGUCUCAAAGAACGAAAAAUAAUUAUUCAAAUUGAAAGUAUACUUGUUAUGAAACUCGAGUAAGUGAUUGUUGGCAGAAUAUGCAUAAGUACUAUGAUUAACCAAUUGUUACUUUUUCCACAACUGAAUUUUAUUCGAGUUUUUCAACUAAUUAAAUUAUUAGAUCGUAAUUUAAAUUACGUAGCAGGUUUCGCACAGAAAAAGACAUUUUAAAAUAUACCCAGAUCUUUGUUUCUUAUUCAUAAAAUAGAUUAUAUAUAAAGAGAUAGUAAGAACAUUAUUCAGAUGAGUUAAGGAAUUAUAUUUUUCAAGAAAGUAACACGCUCGAAGAAACUGCUACAGAUUAAAUGGAAAUUAAAUUUAAGAGUAAGCAAAAAUUUUCGAACUGUGAUAUGUGACCAUCUUUCCACUGUAACAGUUUUAUCAUUUCACGUGAAAAAUUUUAAUUAUGACAAUUGUGCAAGCAAACAAAGAUAUAAUCAUACAUAUCUUAACGUGCAUGGUCAGGUAAUUUCAAUGAGAAAUAACUACAUAAUCUUUUCAUUUUAUUCUAGUAAAAGUAUUUUAUAUGGAAA